AUGGCCGUCCCUUUCAGGUUUUGGUUACCAUUGUUGCUCGCCCCUUCUUUCUGCGUCGUGCUUCUCGGCUUCCCCAGCCGCUGCUCGGUCCUCCUUGCUAUGGCUGCGUUUUUCCUUGUGCCUUUGGUUCUUCCUGCAUUCCGCCUUAUUGACCGCCGUGUUCCUCCCUCUGCUCGUGGAUUGGCGUUUGUUAGGGUUAGGCGCUACAGUACACGUCGCCACCGGCCCGCGCCGUCUUCCGUGUCUCAACCGCAACCUUCCUAUGCUUGCCGUUCUGUUCUUUGCCAUCCGGUUUGCUUCCUUUUAAUUUUCGGCUUUAAUCUUUGGUUUCUCGGCGGCCGCCCCUUUUGCCUUUCAUGCUCCGCCUGCGCGGCUCGAUUUAGUGCUGUUUUAACCUUUGCCUUCGUUUGCAGGCUCCUCGACGGCCCGCCGGUUUGCCGUCUUGCCGACGUCAGCAUAUUAUGUAGGUAA
This is a messenger RNA of Miscanthus lutarioriparius, 471 nucleotides long. Lineage: Eukaryota; Viridiplantae; Streptophyta; Magnoliopsida; Poales; Poaceae. The record is from the annotation of a GenBank genome assembly.